CUCCCUCCUCCAUGCAUCGGAGCCUCGCAACAAGUAGCCUAGCUAGACGUGCACUACUACCGCACUGAAGAGUUCAUGUGUUCGAGAAGUGCUCGUCGUGAGGCAGUCGCCAUUUUGAAACCCAAAUCGUUCACAGUACACCCGCCCUGAAACCUGGAACUAUGCCGCGGGGCCGGCCUCGCAAACUGAGGGAUAAAACCAACGACGGAACAGAGGGUAUAUCUGGAGCCAAGCAGGACUACAGCCAUGGGGAUUCCAAGGACAACAAGUGCACUGUCUGCUCUCAGAGCUUCACUACUGAGAGCCAGCUACAGAGGCACCAGCGUGACCAUGAGGCCAACGACAAGCCUCACCGGUGCGACCAGUGUGCCCAGACGUUUAACGUGGAGUUCAACCUCACGCUCCACAAGUCCACACACGCCACCUCCAACCCCACCUGCCCGGUGUGCCACAAGAAGUUCUCCCGCGUGGCCAGUCUCAAGUCCCAUAUCAUGCUGCAUGAGAAGGAGGAGAAUCUGAUCUGUACAGAGUGUGGCGARGAGUUCAUUCUCCACAGUCAGCUCAUGCUGCAUCUGGAGGAGCAUCGCAAAGAGCUGUCUGGGGCCAAGGUGUACACCUGCAAGACCUGCAGCAAGGAGUUCAAGAUGGCGGGCCAGCUCAAGGAGCACACCAAGACCCACAUCAAGAUGAGGCCACUCAGCUCGAAUUCCAGAAACUACAAGAAGAAUAUUGAUCGCAGUGGAUUUACCAACAGCUGUCAGCACUGUGGCAAGACGUUUAAAAAGCCCAGCCAGCUCGUUCGACACACACGAAUACACACAGGCGAACGGCCAUACAAGUGCAGCCACUGUAGCAAGGCCUUCAACCAGAAAGUGGUGCUGCAGACCCAUAUGGUGAGGCACACGGGAGAGAAGCCCCACCUCUGCAUCUUUUGUCCCGCUUCCUUCUCGCAGAAGGGCAACCUGCACUCGCACGUCCAGAGAGUGCACUCUGAGCUUACGGGGGUGCCACUGUUCCCGUGCAUGGACUGUAGCUGUGUGUUCAAAAAGCUGGGCAGUCUCAACGCCCACAUCAGCAAGAUGCACAUCUUGCUCAUAGAGGAAUCGGCCAACACACAGGAGGUGGAGGAGUCGGGUCAGGGCGUGGCGGGGUCAGAGGGCAGCGAGGUGGUGACUGACGUGAUCCAGCAGCUCCUAGAGCUGUCAGAGCAGGUGUCAGGGGAGGGGACCCAGUCACAGCCCCAAGAACAGACCAUCACCAUGGAGACGGCCAUCAACCAGGACAUCCUACAGCAAGCCCUGGAGAACAGUGGGUUGAGCGUGGUUCAGUCCCAGACCAACGGAGUGGCCAGACAGACUCAGAGCCAUGCUGCCGAGGGGGCUCUACCUGACAGUAAGAAGUUACCAGGCCAGGACAAAACCGCCAAGAAGGAGAAGAAAAUCUUCAAAAAACCUGUACAGAUGCCAGGUUCCAUCAGGGAGGAGAACGGCGUGCGGUGGCACAGCUGCCCUUACUGCAGCAAGGAGUUCAAGAAGCCCAGCGACCUGGUGCGCCACGUCCGCAUCCACACGCACGAGAAGCCCUUCAAGUGCAAGCAGUGCUUCCGCGCCUUUGCCGUCAAGAGCACCCUCACUGCACACAUGAAGACGCACACAGGCGUCAAGGCCUUCGAGUGCCAGUGCUGUAUGAAGUGCUUCUCCACGUCGGGCAGCAGGAAGGUCCACAUGCGCCUACAUACAGGUCUGCGUCCGUUCCCGUGCCCUCACUGUGACAAGAUCUUCCGUACGUCGGGCCACAGAAAAACACACAUCGCCUCCCACUUCAAGAGCCUGCAGCAGAAGAAGCACAAGUUCCCACGCAAAAUCCACAGAACCAAGGUGUCCAAGAGCAACCUACCUCUACCUGAUAUCCCCCUGCAAGAGCCCAUACUCAUCACGGACCUCGGUCUCAUCCAGUCCCAGAACCCUCGCCUGGUCUUUCAGACGUACCUGGAGAUGGUGGACAAUGAUCGGCCAUACAAGUGUCCCUGCUGUAACAAGGCCUAUAAGAAAUCCAGCCACCUCAAGCAGCACGUUAGGUCUCACACGGGAGAGAGGCCGUACAAGUGUGUCCAGUGCAGUAAGGGCUUUGCCUCCUCGGGGGUGCUGAAGGCCCACAUCCGGACCCACUCGGGCCUCAAGGCCUACAAGUGCCUGAUUUGUGACACCACGUUCACCACCAGCGGCAGCCUGCGCCGCCAUAUGACCACCCACAGCGACAUGCGGCCCUACAUGUGCCCUUACUGCCAGAAGACCUUCAAGUCCUCACCCAACUGCAGGAAGCACAUGAAGACCCACAGGUAUGAGUUGGCCCAGCAGCUCCACCAACAGCAGAACCCGGAGCCCUCGCCGCUGGACGACCCUAUGGAUGGCACCACCGUGACCCACGACCUGCAGGUGGAGUUGGAGGACGGCACCCUACAGCAGGAGGCUCCUCCCACGGUGGGCUCGGAGCAGCAGGGCAUGCUGGAACUGGGCCAGGCGCAGGUGGUGGACGGCGGCCAACAGGUGUCGCUGGAGACCCAGCUGAGUGACCAGCCCCUGGGACAGGAAGAGGACACCUUUGUGACUACCCAGCAUGCUCUGCCUCAGAAUAUUAGCCAGUUUGAGACACAGACACUCCCGCAGCCUGGCUUUGACCAGCAAGCACUUACUCAAGGUUUCACCAUCACCGCGGACGGCUAUGCCCAGGCCCAGUUCUCCACGGUGCAGCAGCUCCAGGACUCCAGCACCCUGGAGUCUCAGGCCCUGUCCUCCAGCUACCACCCCCAGAACCUGCUCCAUGUGCCCAGCCAAGAGACAAGUGGCCUGCUCCAGGAGACUAGCCAAGGAGACCUCCAGCUGUCCGACCAGACGCAAGACUACCAAGACCCAGAAGACAGCGAGGACAACAGCAAGAGGGCUUACAGGUGCACCAUGUGUAAUAAACCGUUUAAGAAGUCCAGCCAUCUGAAGCAACACGUGCGCUCCCACACCGGCGAGAAACCCUACUGCUGCAACAUUUGUGGCCGAUGCUUCGUCUCAGCAGGGGUCCUCAAGUCCCACCUCAACACACACACAGGAGUGAAGGCCUAUAAGUGUAACAUGUGUGACACUUCCUUCACCACCAACGGCAGUCUGAACCGCCACAUGGUUGUCCACCUGAAGCCCUACAAGUGUCACAUGUGUGAGGACAGCUUCCGCAACAGCGUGCUGUAUAGGAAGCACUUGAAGAAGGACCACGCCGAAGUGGACAGAGGGCUGGAGGAUGAGGACGGCGAGGAGGAAGAGGAGGGCGAGCAGACCGUGAUGAAGAGGAACCGGGCCAACAUCAUAACCUUCACGGAGGAGCAGGCGGAGGAGCUGGCCAAGAAUGACCCUGGUGACGAGGCGUCGGUGUCGGAGAAGGUGCUGGCCCAGUCGGCGGCAGAGCGCGACCGCAUCAGCGAGAUCAAGGACAAGGCGGUGGAGCUGGAGACGGAGCCCAAGUUCGCCAACUGCUGUAACUUCUGCCCCAAGAGCUUCAAGAAGCCCAGCGACCUCGUCAGACAUAUCCGGAUCCACACAGGAGAGCGCCCUUACAAGUGUGACGAGUGUGGGAAGAACUUCACCGUGAAGUCCACCCUGGACUGCCACAUAAAGACCCACACAGGUCAGAAGCUGUUCAGCUGUCACAUGUGCAACACGUCCUUUUCCACCAAAGGGAGUCUGAAAGUCCACAUGCGUCUCCACACGGGCUCCAAGCCCUUCAAAUGCCCCUUCUGCGAGCUCCGCUUCCGCACCUCAGGCCACCGCAAGACCCACAUCCAGUGUCACUACCGGCCCAGCUCAGAGGGUCGGAAGGCCAAGCGAGCGGCGUCAUCCAGAAGUAACCAGGACCAGCAGCAGCACCCGGGUAACCCAGAGACCCUGCACCCUGUGGGCCUGCUCCAAGCUACUACCACAGACCAUAACAUCUAUCUCCCAGCCAACCAGGUCCUCACAGGCCAGUUUGACCAGAACCUGCUGCAGCAGGGCCUGGUGGGCCAGGCUAUUCUGCCUACCUCCAUGUCAGCGGGUGGUGACCUGACAGUGUCUCUGUCGGAGGGUCUGGCUACUCUGGAGGGGGCUCCACCUCCAGCUUACCUCUGCCAACCUAGUGUGUCCCAACGUCCAGAUCUCUGGCAUCGACCAGGCAAAAUCAAACAACAUCACACUGCAGGUAAUGAGGGGGGGAUUGACCCAGCCUCCUCCAGCAGGGAGGUUCCUCUCCCACGCCCUGACAGGGACGGAGGCCUGACCAGCCACCCUCGGUGCCCACAUCAUGGCCGGAGACCCCUUGGCGCCGGCUCCAAUUGUGGUCCUGCACCGCUCACCAGCCUAUCCCUGCGCCCUCGCUAUCGGCCCCGGCCACAUCACCAUGGGCGCGUUGCGAGAGACACAGGUCAAGACCUCCUCCAGCAGCACGGCGCCCCUGGUGGCGGAGAGAUGAUUGGCGGGAUCAGGCUGGCAUCCCACCAAACCACAGGUGCCACCCUCACCAUGGGCAAUGACCACCUGCUACCUCAGAGCAACGCGGGCCUGACUGUCACCAGCCUGCCGCCUUGCACCUCCCUAUCGCAGACGGCUGGCUCCCAGAGCCUGGUGAUGUCGUCGUCGAGCAUGGCCAGCGACGGCAGCGUGACUCUCACACUGGAGGACACACAGGGUAUGCUGGACGCUCAACCUCAAUUCACGCUCAACUUCAACGCACAGAGUCAGCAGUACCAAACUGUGCUCAGUGACCAGGAUCUCUCAGGACAACAGGCCGGCUCCACCCAGCAGGUCAUACUGGUCAGUCACCACCCCCAGGCCACCGAGGGACAGCCCAACAAUAUUUACAGGCUGUCAGAGGAGGGCCAGGCGGUGGAGAAGGAGGACCAGGGGGAGAACCAGAAGCAGAACCAGUGUUUCUACUGCGAUCAGGUGUGUCAGAGCGCCAACACGCUGCGACGCCACUGCAGGCAGGCCCACGGCAAGGAGCGCUGCCACGUCUGCAGAGUGUGUGGCAAGGCCUUCAAAAGAGCUACUCACUUAAAGGAGCACGAGCGUGUCCACCAGCGAGGACCCUCACUGGGCUCCCAAAGGCCCAAGUUCUUCAAAUGCUCCUCCUGUGACAAAGCCUUCGCCAAGCCCAGCCAACUAGAGAGACACAACCGCACACACACAGGUGAGCGUCCCUUUAAGUGUUCCCAGUGUGACAAGGCCUUCAACCAAAAGAGUGCCCUGCAGGUACACACGGUCAAACACACAGGGGAGAAGCCCUACAAGUGUGAGGUCUGCAGCAUCAGCUUCACACAGAAGAGCAACAUGAAGCUGCACAUGAAGAGGUCGCACGGCUAUGGUCCCGAUCGGACCCAGGAGGCGACGUUGGAGCAGGGGACAGAGACGGAAGUCCCUCCCGAGCUGAAUGACAUGGAAGAGGUUGUCCAGGAGUCUUCUGGAGACUGGCACUGUGGCAUCCCCAACGUCUUCCCUUAGCUCCCAACUCAGAAUUGAAUUGACCAUCCCAGUUCAUCCCAGCAUAGACUCUUUACUAGGCGUCUGUGCACUGAUGAUACAAAGCACUGAUUUUACCACUAAGUAGGUGUGGGAAAAACCUACCCCUCAGAUCAACCCCCUCCUUUCCUCACCUUUUUUUAAUCGAGUUGGACAUUUCUGCACUUUUUGUAAAGCAUAUCCAAGGUGAUGUUGCCACGCACAUACUGAAAACAGAAAGCGUGUGUGGCCAGACCUACACGCAUUAGGUCUUAGCAGCAGCUAUUUCUGCCCGUUUCUCUUGUCCUCAGAUAUGCAUUAAAGGGACAAUCUGUGAUUGCUACAUCACUUUUUUUUGUUGUACUUUUAAAUUCAUGAUAUAUACCCAUUGAUUAUUGAAGAGUAUAACUUAAAAAUGCCUUAGUUCAGCUUGUUCCUCUUUUUUUGUUAAAAAAAACUACAUUUUAUCGCCUCGACAUGGUUAAAUCUAUCCUUUUGAUAUCAUAGCUCUGUCUUAUGAAUUUGGUUACAUUUCUCCAGCCCCGUCCCUCAGCUAUUUACCKAAUCGGUGGCGGGUUGCCCGCUUUUAUUAUUGUUUGAACUGCAGAUUGUCCCUUUAAAGGCAGAGAACUGGUCCCUCCAUUGACUAAAUUGCUGAAUCAACCUGCGCUCUGAUUCUCAUUAGUACGAGUCCCUUAUGAGACGUUUUAG
Salvelinus sp. IW2-2015 is the source of this 6224-nucleotide messenger RNA. NCBI's taxonomy places the organism in Eukaryota, Metazoa, Chordata, Actinopteri, Salmoniformes, Salmonidae. The record is from RefSeq and is a predicted model, not a curated record.